Molecule: messenger RNA, 1062 nt
Organism: Myotis brandtii (Brandt's bat)
Lineage: Eukaryota; Metazoa; Chordata; Mammalia; Chiroptera; Vespertilionidae
Gene: RARRES1
Product: retinoic acid receptor responder (tazarotene induced) 1
Exons: 6
Coding region: 16-648 (210 amino acids)
Molecular function (GO): metalloendopeptidase inhibitor activity
Source: RefSeq, a predicted model, not a curated record
CUUUUGUGAUAUCACAUGGCACAGCCUCAGAGUCAACGGUGGGCGAUUAUUAAUUCAAAGAAGGAAUGUCAAGUUGACCUGGAGUUCACCACAGAGCACUACAACCCAGAGGAAGGCGAGGAACGUUUGGGGAAAUGUUCCGCUCAAGUGUUUUUCAAGAAUGAGAAACCCAGGCCCGCCAUCAAUGUCACCUGUACGCGGUUCAUGGAGAAGAGCAAAAGACAGCAAGAGGAUUACCUGCUCUACAAGCACAUGAAGCAGCUCAAAGACCCCUUGGAUGUCGUCAGCAUACCUGACAGUCAUGGACAUAUUGAUCCCUCGCUCAGACCCAUCUGGGACUUAGCUUUUCUUGGCAGCUCUUACGUGAUGUGGGAAAAGACAACGCAGUUCUUACACUACUACAUGGCACAGCUCAGCAGUGUGAAGCAGUGGAAAACAGAUGAGGAUGCCAUUGAUUUUGACUAUAUGGUCCUACUCCAUGAAUUCUCAACACAGGAAAUCAUUCCCUGUCGUAUUCACUUGGUCUGGCACCCGAGCAAACCCCUUAAAGUGAAGUACCACUGUCAGGGGCCGCAGGCACCAGAGGAAGCCUCUGGAAUUGAAGAAGGAUCAGCUGUGGCACCGACGACGGGACUGAUCAAUUACUGAAAAGGAAAGAAGACGACCUGCUAUCCCAAAUCCUAAACACAGUGACUGUACAAAGUAGCCUAAGUCAUUAUUCUAGUAAAAUAGCCAGUGUCUAAGGCAUCCUAAUAAUUCGGAAAGCCUGCGAUGCUCAACAAUGAAAAGAUACUGGGGUUUUUAAAAGAUAAUAUAUUUCAAUGAAAGCCAAUUGUAGGGAAAAUAUCUGUUUAAAAGGAAUUAUACUAUUUUUAUGCUUUUAAGCAGGUAUUCUUUUAUAACUUGAUAGCUACUUUUAAAUAAAUGUUUACAUUUCUAAAUCAACUGUGUUAAGUAUGUUUGUAGAGAUUUGUAGGCAAAUUCUGUGCUAAGAUGGAUUUAAGUGAACUCUUAAUAUUGUUUAAUUCAUAUUUUACAAAUAAAAAUAGAGCGUCUCACAGA